CCAAGUUCAUCCUCGCUCCCCACCCACCCAGUCGCGACAGAAAACAGCUAGGACAGGGAAGAAGCCGCGCCUUGGUGAGGAGAACCCAGCCUCUCGCUUCUGACCGGUCCUCCGUGGCCGCUGACGCCGAUCCGUCGCCUACCUGGCCUUCCUGCCCCUCGAUGGAGUCGUGGAGGCACCAUGAGCGGCCCCGGCCCGGCCCGCCGCCCAGAGCCGCCGCCUCACACCGCACGCACGGACCCCAGCAUCGUGCCGCGCGCGGCAGGACCAACUCCAGAAAACUGCGCUGCCCCUCGGCUCAGGGCCGCGGCUGUCACGGCACUCGGUCCCGGGCGGAGGGGAGUGACCCAGGCCACCGGACAGCGCUGGCAGCGAGAGUCCCGGAGGCCCGGAUUGCGGCCGCGGCCCAGGCCCCGCCCGCGGCCAGCCAGGCCACGCCCCCGGCCGGCCAGGCCACGCCCAUGGCUGGCCGAACAAGCCCAUCCCGCGGCUGGCCAACAGGCAGACCCCGCCUCCUGCCCGUCUGCAAGCCAGGCCCCACCCCCGACCUAUCGACCACCUAGAUCCGCCCCCGACCCAGUCAAGCUCCGCCCCCGGAUAGCGAACCUGGCCGCACGUCCCGGUAGACAGGAUCCGCUCCAGGCAUCCUAGACCCCAUCCUGGAGACUCGAGGCCCCCAGCGUGUCCACCAACUAGGCGACAUCUUCCCCAUCACUCAGCGAGUCAACCGGUCAAGCUCAGCUGUCAGUUCGUCCAUCCGGGCUCCUCCCAGUGCACAAUCCCUACCCAAGCCUGAGUGGUCAGCCCAGAGCCCCGCCCCAAGGCAGCUGGCAGGCCCCGCCCCUGCCCCGUCAGCUUCUGCGGUCCCGCCCCCUAGCUCAGAGACGGGCGGCGCGCGGGUUACGUCACGUCGGGCGCGACUUCAGACCGGCCGAGGGCACGUCUCCAGAAAGUUCUAAAACAACUGGAAGAAAAACACAUGGAAAGAAACCCUUGGUGGAGACCUGGUUAAUUGUGGAAGAGAGGCCCU
This is a messenger RNA of Mastomys coucha (southern multimammate mouse), 1030 nucleotides long. Its product is annotated as translation initiation factor IF-2-like. The record is from RefSeq and is a predicted model, not a curated record. The transcript has 2 exons. Bases 181 to 651 code for a protein of 156 amino acids. NCBI's taxonomy places the organism in Eukaryota, Metazoa, Chordata, Mammalia, Rodentia, Muridae.